Messenger RNA from Brachypodium distachyon (stiff brome), 1500 nucleotides. Its product is annotated as transcription factor PCF8. Lineage: Eukaryota; Viridiplantae; Streptophyta; Magnoliopsida; Poales; Poaceae. Gene Ontology annotation, cellular component: nucleus. Gene Ontology annotation, biological process: regulation of secondary shoot formation. The transcript is spliced from 3 exons. The coding region runs from base 189 to 1115 and encodes 308 amino acids. The record is from RefSeq and is a predicted model, not a curated record. Gene Ontology annotation, molecular function: sequence-specific DNA binding; DNA-binding transcription factor activity.
AGGCUAGCGCUCCUCACACUCUCUUCAGUCAUCUCAGAGCUGACCACAGCGCAGUGCUCUCCCCCCCCCCGCUUUCCUUUUAGCCCCUGCCGUUUCGGGCUCGGCGCCCCCCCGCUCCUCUCCGCCGCCGCCGCCUCCAUCGACCCCUCCCCCCUUCAGAGGAAGCCUUGGAUUGGCAUGAGCGAGCCAUGGAGGAGGUAGGCAAGGAGAACAGCAACUCCUCCUGCAAGCGCCUGCGCGGAGCAACAGGCGGCAGCGGUGGCGACUCGUCGGCGGUGGCAUGGAGGACGUCCCGGGUGGCGCGUGCGGCUGCCGGUGGCAAGGACAGGCACAGCAAGGUGGUGACCUCACGCGGCCUCCGGGACCGCCGCAUCCGGCUCUCCGUGCCGACAGCGAUCCAAUUCUACGACAUCCAGGACCGCCUCGGCGUCGACCAGCCCAGCAAGGCCAUCGAGUGGCUCAUCGGCGCCGCCGCCUCCGCCAUUGACGCUCUACCGUCGCUGGACUGCUCCUUUGCCCUCCCUGCCGCUGCUUCCCCGCCGGCAGCUGCUGAUGAUGCUGAAGUAAGCACCUCGGAGACCAGCAAGGGCUCCGUGCUCUCCCUUGCCAACGGCCCCAGCGACAACAAUGGCAGCGCAGCUCACCAGGCCAAUAAUGCUUACAAUGGCAACACCUCUCACCAAGCCAAUGCUUACAAUGGGGGUAGUGCCAGCGGCGCGUUCGCCGAGCUCCUGCAUUGCUCCGCCGACAAGGCAAUGCAGCAGCAGCAGCCGACGCUUGCCUACUAUGCCGCCCAGAGCUCGCACGUGUCGCCCAUGUCCUUUGAGAUGAUGCCACAGGCCACCUUCUCUCAGGAGCAGCACCACCAACGCCACCAUGCAGCGGUCGCCUUCGACCGGAGCACACUUCAGUCCAAUGCCGUCGCCGCGCCGCUGUGGCCGCCGUCCCAGCACCCGUUCCUGAUGCCCCGAUUCUCCGCUGCUCCAGGCGAAGCCUCAUCCAUGAUGCAUUCCUUCUUUCUUGGAGGCGGCGGCAGUACUGCUGCUUCGGCGGCCCCCAGUGCGGGGGAGCGGAGGCUGCAGCUUUGGGACUUCAAGGAGGAAAGGAAGACAUGAUUACUUCUUAGAGAGAGUUGCCUGCAACUUUGUUUGGUGGAGUAUCAUGAUCCAUCAGCAGAAGCAAAUCCAGGACAGAAGAACAUGCCAGCCACUGAAGAUGUUGGUGCCAUGAAGACGCGUCGAAAACAGACCCAUCACUUGAAUUUUUUCCAUCUUUUAUCAGCGCGAUUUUCAUCUGCCAUCGUUUUUCUCUAAUGGUCUAUGGUUUGUUCCCCUGACCUCUGUUGUGGGGAUCUGAAAUCAAAUGUUUUUGGGUUGUUGUAACUUUGGUAAUUUAACCCAGCAACUGACAUGGGAGACGAUACUUAUUACUUCCUCCUUUUUCCGCGAGAACAAUGAAAUGCUUCCUUAGAUGCCCAACAUUCCUUGAGAAAUUAUCUGA